Messenger RNA from Actinia tenebrosa (Australian red waratah sea anemone), 216 nucleotides. Its product is annotated as RNA-binding protein 25-like. Lineage: Eukaryota; Metazoa; Cnidaria; Anthozoa; Actiniaria; Actiniidae. The record is from RefSeq and is a predicted model, not a curated record.
AUGAACAGUGUCUUUCAAAUACACAGAAGAAAGAGAGAGAAGAGAGAGAGAGAGAAAGAGAGAAAGAGAGAAAAAGAGAAAGAAAAACAGAAAGAAAGAGAGAGAGAGAGAAAGAGAGAGAGAGAGCUAGAGAAUGUAAAAAAGGAGGCGAAAAUAGAAAGACAAAAACGUCUUUUCAGAGAUAAGAGCCCAAAAUGCAUUGCAAUGCCAAUAUAA